AUGUUGGGAAGAAUAGAAGGGGAUAUAUGUUCAGAAGAUUUAGGUCCAUGUGGGAACGAUUGCGCUGCAAGAUGCUCGCUGGGGCAUGGCGGGGGUAAAGGGUCAUGUGACAUCUCUUCCGGCACUCCAACAUGUAUGUGCUACUACGACUGCGCUGCGCCGCCACCAAAAAUUAAAACCUGCGAAGUGGCCCUCGACAUUGGUACUUCUGGCUGUGAUAACAAGGAUUGUAACGCAAGAUGUGCUGCAAAAUUCCCUAGUCCUCAGGAUGGUUAUGGAUUUUGCUACAGUCUUCCUCCUUAUAUUUCUUGCCAUUGCCGCUAUAAGUGCACCGAUUAUGGUCGUCGUUGA
Durio zibethinus is the source of this 351-nucleotide messenger RNA. Its product is annotated as defensin-like protein 182. Lineage: Eukaryota; Viridiplantae; Streptophyta; Magnoliopsida; Malvales; Malvaceae. The record is from RefSeq and is a predicted model, not a curated record.